AAAAUUAAAACCAAUCACAUUCUCAUACACUUCCUUCCCCAUCUUGUUUGGUAGGUAAAGCUGGUGUACUAAUACUAUUACCAAAUACUACCUACCUGUAGUAUUGUGCAAAUUGGUACAACCCCAUUGUGCAUUAGCUUCUUUGACACAGAUUUUGAUGAUGGGGAAGAUAGUGUGGGUGUUGUUGUUGGUUCAAGCAGUGCUUGCAAUAGAUGGUGUUAGUGUGGACAGGUUGAACAUAUGGCCAAUGCCACAUUCUGUGAGCCAUGGACGUGAAAAUCUGUUCUUGAGUAAGGAUUUUGAGCUCAACACUGAGGGGACCAAGUACAAUGAUGGUUCUGGGAUUUUGAAAGAUGGGUUUUCAAGGUUGCUGGAUAUGGUACGGGUGGCUCAUGUUGCAGAUGGCAAUUUUUCUAAGAUUCAUACUUCGUUUCUGCUUCAGGGUCUCCAUGUGGUUGUUUUGUCAGCAGAUGACCAGUUACAAUAUGGUAUUGAUGAGUCAUACAAGUUAUCAGUUCCUGCAUCUGGGAAGCCUGGUUAUGCUUAUCUUGAAGCACAUACAGUUUAUGGGGCUUUGCAUGGAUUUCAGACAUUCAGCCAAUUAUGCCUUUUUAACUUUACAACUAGGGUAAUUGAGGUUCCUAUGGUCCCAUGGACUGUUAUUGAUCAGCCAAGAUUCUCUUUUCGAGGGCUCUUAAUAGACACAUCUCGACACUAUCUGCCAUUGCCAGUGAUAAAGAAUGUUAUUGAUUCAAUGGCCUAUGCAAAGCUGAAUGUGUUGCACUGGCACAUUGUAGAUACACAGUCUUUCCCUUUGGAGAUACCUUCAUAUCCAAAACUGUGGGAUGGUGCAUAUUCAGUUUCAGAACGAUAUACAUUUGCUGAUGCUGCAGAAAUUGUGAGUUAUGCUCAAAGACGAGGGAUCAAUGUAUUGGGUGAAAUUGAUGUUCCUGGACAUGCUCGCUCAUGGGGGAUUGGCUAUCCUUCCCUGUGGCCGUCCAAGGAUUGUCCGGAGCCACUUGAUGUCAGCAACAAAUUCAGCUUUAAAGUAAUAGAUGGAAUUCUAUCAGAUUUCAGCAAAAUUUUCAAAUUCAAGUUUGUUCACUUGGGAGGUGACGAGGUUAAUACAAGUUGUUGGACACUGACUCCUCAUGUAAAAAAAUGGUUAACUAAGCAUCAUAUGAAUGAAUCUCAAGCAUAUCAGUACUUUGUAUUGCGGGCACAGAACAUAGCUUUGUCCCAUGGAUAUGAAAUUGUUAACUGGGAAGAGACUUUUAACAAUUUUGGCAAUAAAUUGAGCAGAAAGACUGUGGUGCACAACUGGCUUGGAGGUGGUGUUGCUGAAAAAGUGGUAGCAGCUGGGUUACGGUGCAUUGUAAGCAACCAGGACAAAUGGUAUUUGGAUCACUUAGAUGCCACAUGGCAGCAGUUCUAUAUGAAUGAACCACUCACAAAUAUCACAAAUCCCAAUCAACAGAAAUUAGUUCUUGGUGGUGAGGUAUGCAUGUGGGGUGAACACAUUGAUGGGUCGGACAUCGAACAAACCAUAUGGCCACGUGCUGCAGCAGCUGCAGAGCGAUUGUGGACACCUUAUGACAAGCUGGCCAAGGAUCCAAGGCAAGUUACUGGAAGGUUGGCACAUUUCAGGUGUUUAUUGAAUCAAAGAGGAGUUGCAGCUGCUCCUUUAGGUGGACCAGGCCGAGUUGCACCUGAAGAGCCAGGCUCGUGCUAUACUCAAUAGUAAGACAAGGACAUCUCCAAGUCUUAGAAUAAUGGAAGCACCUGAUAAAAUCAGGAAGUAUUUAAUGAUAAGGGUCCAUGAUUCAUUGUUAAGGCCAUGUCCUUAUGCUGUAAGUUUGUAACAAAGCCACAAGAAUGCGUCUUCAUUAAUGAAAAUUCUAUUGUUUCGACUUUCUAA
Quercus robur (English oak) is the source of this 1918-nucleotide messenger RNA. RefSeq names its product beta-hexosaminidase 3. The record is from RefSeq and is a predicted model, not a curated record. Gene Ontology annotation, cellular component: membrane. Gene Ontology annotation, biological process: glycosaminoglycan metabolic process; carbohydrate metabolic process. Gene Ontology annotation, molecular function: beta-N-acetylhexosaminidase activity. Bases 158 to 1741 code for a protein of 527 amino acids. The transcript is spliced from 14 exons. NCBI's taxonomy places the organism in Eukaryota, Viridiplantae, Streptophyta, Magnoliopsida, Fagales, Fagaceae.